Macrosteles quadrilineatus (aster leafhopper) is the source of this 2735-nucleotide messenger RNA. Its product is annotated as transmembrane protein 214-A-like. Lineage: Eukaryota; Metazoa; Arthropoda; Insecta; Hemiptera; Cicadellidae. The transcript has 16 exons. Bases 334 to 2553 code for a protein of 739 amino acids. Gene Ontology annotation, cellular component: Golgi apparatus; endoplasmic reticulum. The record is from RefSeq and is a predicted model, not a curated record.
UGUCGGCUCGGGCUCGGCGUGUUCGUGUUACCUUACCUGUUCGUUGUGUUGUGUUGUUUAUGACAUUCCUGUCAACGUUUCAGUGUCAAAAAUAUUAAAAUUUGCUUGAUUUACUUGUUCAAUAAUUUGUUAUUUCCAAAAUACUCAAUAAUAAUUUUCAUUUAAGCCUAGGUAUAUAUAUUUUUUACCAACACGUAUAGGUUUUGUACCAUCUCUAGGCCAAUAAUUUAUCUCGAUUAGGCCUAGGUAGUAAGUGUAACUUAGUGUCCCUUCUGUUCAGUGAACUUUUCUAUCAGUUUUUAAAUAUCACCAGAUAAAAUCAAAUCCCUCAUAAUGUCUGGCCAGUGGGAAGUUGUGGGAAAGAACAAAAAAGACAAGCAGUCGGGAAAGAGUAAAAAGCUGUCCAAAGAUGAAAAGAAAAAGUUUGUUGACAAUGCACCGAAAGUGGAAGACCUUAUACCAUUGGCACAAGUGAAGACAUUGUAUUCAGCUUUGGACACCAACAAGGAACUUCCAAAACCUGUUGAAAAGGCUGUAAAAACCAAAGAAAACGAAGCAAAAAAGGCGCAAAAGAAACCUAAGGAAAAGAAAGAGCCUGUGAAAGAAAGUAGGCCACCUAAAACUAUAGAUGCUGCAGUCGCAUUGAUAACCGCAGUUGACGUGCAGAACGUGCUGGAGGUGGGGCAGGCUAGGUUUCCUGACGCACCUCUAGUGUGGCUCAAAGGGUUUGCUUCGUGGCUCAACACCAAACUGCCUGUUGAUCACACGGAUAAUACGUUUACUGCCAAGAGUUGGGAAUACCCUCUGUGUUUGCUACACAAAGAUAUCAGGUCUGUUCUAAAGAAAGCUUUGAAAGAGGUGCCUGAUGCUGCAGUCCAGAUGUUCUUUGAUUACUGCCUUACGUCAAUGGCAAAUGAUAUGACCAAAGGCAGUCCAGUGACGGGAUACAAGAUGUUGCUACAGUUGGUAGCAUCGCAGACUCCAUCUGUCGCGGUGGCAGACCUGGCGAAGGCAGCGACGUUACGUCACUCAUACCAGAACCGUCCCGCUAUCGGAUGCUCGGUGAUGUGGGCGCUUGGACAGGGCGGAUUCAAAGACAUCCUUGCUGGACUUCAGGUGUGGAAGCACGUGAUGUUCCCAGUGUAUCCGUUGAGGAAUUACACACACUUUGUAACAGACUACCUCAAGCAUCUCCUAGCCAGACAUUUAGCCAGCAAAACGAUUACAGCCAAACACUACUUGGACAUUGUAGAUGUGGUUAUUUCCUCAACACAACCAGCGAACCACGAGCUGUGGAGUCACUUGAAGACCUUACAGGAGAUAUUGUGUAACUCCCAGCCCAGCAACUCUCUACACAGUCUGGUGGAGCCGCUGUUGACAAGACUGAGUAGCAACAGCUCACCUCCUCUUAGGCAAGAGCUGGUCAGAUAUCUGUGCCACUGUCUGGCUACGGACACCCAGAGUUGGUCUGAGUGGAGGAGAGUCUACACUAAACUACAACCUCAGUCCGCUAUUCUCCUUAGGCGUCUCAUCUGGCUACGGACACCCAGAGUUGGUCUGAGUGGAGGAGAGUCUACACUAAACUACAACCUCAGUCCGCUAUUCUCCUUAGGCUUCUCAUGUCAGCUGGUCAGAUAUCUGUGCCACUGUCUGGCUACGGACACCCAGAGUUGGUCUGAGUGGAGGAGAGUCUACACUAAACUACAACCUCAGUCCGCUAUUCUCCUUAGGCGUCUCAACGCAGACUGGGAAUCCGUCAGUUCCCAGCUUCCGUUGAAGAAUCUCAAGGAGACUUUGAGGACUUUUAAGGUCACUAACGACGACCUUCACAAGAGCAAGCAGAGAAAUGAAGGCCUGCAGGAGUGCUCUAGGCUUUGUGUGGCUCUUCUUGAAAAAAUCUCUGGAUCCAAGAAAUCAUUCCCUUGGAAAACCAUUGUUUUUGUGGUGUUUUUGGCCGUGGCUGGUGCAGUGGCUUUUGAUUCCAAAGUUCACAACGGAUUCAAAGCAUCCAAAACUGGAGUCUUUCUGAAAGACAUUGGAGCUUUGAAGUACGGUGAACAAGCCUUUGACAGAAUAAAAGAAGUUUCCAUUCAAGGCUACAGAUGGAGUGAAGUGAACGUGCCUCUAUACACCGCCAAGGCCAGGGAACUGCUGGGUCCGUAUGUGUCAGUUGCUGUAGACGCAGUGACGUCUCUCUCUCUACAAGUGAUGGCUGCGGCCAGAGCUGCUGUUCAAUAUUGUGUGGACAAGAAACCAGUCGUGGAGCAAUGGGUUAACCAGUACGCGCCAGGACUUGCACAGACUGUCACGGUUUGGGCUCACAACUGCUGGGAACUCAUCAAACAUUACGGGCUCCAAGCUGGAACUUUGGCGUUAAAAUAUCUCUCUGUAUCAGCCGAAUGGCUCAAAGAGAAUGUUUUUGUGGGAAAAUUUUCUCCAGAAAAUCUUCAGAGAGUUACUCUGGAGGCUCUAAACACCACUCAGGCUUUUGCUAUUCAGACUAUGUCCUGGAUCAACAGCAAAAUGGUUACAACCGGAGCUGAAAAAGUGUAACCGGCAUGCUCGACGCCAUCCCAACAUGUUACGAUGCCACGACGUCGCAUCAAAAUGAUGCAACUGACGUCACAACUCUCACUACACGAGUCAUUCCACAAGACUGCCUUAAGGUUUUGGAUUUGCAUUUCUACUUUUAUUUUUACCACCUUGUAUAUUGUGUAAUAAAGUUGUUUUGAUUA